Molecule: messenger RNA, 759 nt
Organism: Betta splendens (Siamese fighting fish)
Lineage: Eukaryota; Metazoa; Chordata; Actinopteri; Anabantiformes; Osphronemidae
Product: nucleoside diphosphate kinase B-like
Exons: 5
Coding region: 160-609 (149 amino acids)
Biological process (GO): CTP biosynthetic process; regulation of apoptotic process; UTP biosynthetic process
Molecular function (GO): nucleoside diphosphate kinase activity
Source: RefSeq, a predicted model, not a curated record
CCUACUGUACGCAGCACGUGCACCCGUCCCACCCCCACAGCUCAGCCUUUAAAUAGAGCCCCCUCAGGCUGUUUGACCUCGGUGAUCGCGUCCCCGCCGCCAGCAGCUCAUCUUCACAAGUUCUCGUCAACCCCAAAGCCAAGCCUCCUCUCAGCAGACAUGGAGCGUACCUUCGUUGCCGUGAAGCCCGAUGGCGUCCAGAGAGGUCUGUGCGGUGAGAUUAUCAAGCGCUUCGAGCACAGAGGCUUCAAGCUGGUUGCUGCCAAGUUCUUGCAGGCCUCUGAAGAGCACAUGAAGAAGCACUACCUGGACCUGAAGGACAUGCCUUUCUACGCUGGACUGUGCAAAUACAUGUCCUCUGGACCAGUCUUCGCCAUGGUGUGGGAGGGUCAGGACAUUGUGAAGCUGACCAGGAUGAUGCUGGGUGAGACCAACCCUGCUGAGUCCAAGCCUGGCAGCAUCCGUGGAGACCUGUGCAUCAACAUCGGCAGGAACAUUAUCCACGGCAGCGACACCCUGCAGAAUGCCAAGACUGAGAUCGACCUGUGGUUCAAGGCUGAGGAGUUUGUCAACUACGAACAAGUCUUCAAGCCCUUCCUGUACGAGUAAACUGUCCGACCACCAACCUGUGAACCAACUGGACCCUGCUCAUCCCACCUCCAUCACUCCCACCCUCUUCACAGUCGAGCCUCCUUCUUGGUCUUCAGCGACCGAUCCAAAACAUGUAGCACUUCUCAAUAAAGUCUCAUGUUAACACAA